Epinephelus fuscoguttatus (brown-marbled grouper) is the source of this 2360-nucleotide messenger RNA. Its product is annotated as atrial natriuretic peptide-converting enzyme-like. NCBI's taxonomy places the organism in Eukaryota, Metazoa, Chordata, Actinopteri, Perciformes, Serranidae. Gene Ontology annotation, biological process: non-canonical Wnt signaling pathway; canonical Wnt signaling pathway. The record is from RefSeq and is a predicted model, not a curated record. Gene Ontology annotation, molecular function: Wnt-protein binding; Wnt receptor activity. Gene Ontology annotation, cellular component: plasma membrane. Bases 135 to 2078 code for a protein of 647 amino acids. The transcript is spliced from 11 exons.
UCAGUGCCUUGUUUGUAGAGACUCCAUUCGUGGACUCGUACUCCACCUCCUGAGCAGAGCAGCAGAGACACACUCAUCUCCAACCUCCAGAAGCUUUGUUAGACAGCACAGGACGGUUGAGAUCACUGAGAGCCAUGAAGCAUUUGGUGUUGGUGGUUCUGGGUUUGCUGUUGUCUCCUCAGCGAGCACACAGCAAGUUACCUUGCAAGCCACUAACAUCCAGCUUUUGUCAAGGUUUGGGAUACACCACCACCCCCUAUCCAACUGGAGCUGUAGGCUACAACCUGCAGCAGACGGGUCAGAUGAUAGAGACGGCUUGUUCUCCAAACGUCGCCGCACUCCUGUGUCGUGUUGUUGUGCCCGAAUGCGGCUCGGACGAAAACAGCCAGCUGAGGCCUUGCCGAGCGCUCUGUGAGAAGGUCAAGACAGACUGCGAGCCUGCCUUCAGAGCGAAGAGGUUAACCUGGCCGACAAAGCUCCGAUGUGACACUUUAUCACAGACUAACUGUGUGCAGGGCCGAGGCCCCGCUGUACAUCCAACGCCCGCUGGAGUAUGUCAGCCAAUCACUAUCCCUCUCUGCCAAGACCUGACAUACACUGACACCAUCAUGCCCAACAUGCUGGGCCACAGAAAUCAGGAAGAAGCAGCACUGGAAGUACAUCAGUUUAUCCCGCUUGUAAAAGUGGAAUGCUCCCGUCACCUGAAGACUUUCUUGUGCUCCGUCUACACUCCCAAGUGUGUUUCAGGCAAAGCUCGAUCUCCCUGCAGAACGCUCUGCGAGCAGGCGAGGUCCGGCUGUGAAUCACUGAUGAACAAGUUUGGCUUCCAGUGGCCAGAAUCCCUCAGGUGUGAAGCAUUUACGACAGAGUCCUGUGAAGGCACUGAAGAUAUGAGUCAAAUAUCCUCUGCGGCAUGUCAGACAAUCACUGUCCCUCUCUGCCAAGACCUGCCGUACACUCAGACCGUCAUGCCCAACAUGCUGGGCCACACAACUCAGGAGGAUGCAGCCCUGGUACUGCAGACGUUUCUACCACUCAUACAAGUGGGGUGCUCCCCUCAUAUGAAGACUUUACUGUGCUCCGUCUACACUCCAGAGUGUCUGUCAGGAACACCUCGACCUCCCUGCAAAUCACUCUGCGAGCAUGCACGCUCCGGCUGUGAGCCAAUGUUUCAAAGGUUUGGCUUCCCGUGGCCAGAAGCCCUCAAGUGUGACACAUUUACCACAGAGUCCUGUGAACAUUAUGGAGUGGGCAGCAGCGGGGGCGUCUGCGAGCCGAUCACCAUACCAAUGUGCCAGGGCCUGUCCUACAACCAGACCAUCACUCCAAAUCUACUGGGCCACACGAGUCAGAGAGAGGCGGUGAUGAAGAUGUCCUUUUUCAACUCGAUGGUGCAGACUAUGUGCUCGGUGGACAUACGGCUGUUUGUGUGUAUGGUGUACGCCCCCGCGUGUGUGGCAGGCGAGGUGAAGCGGCCCUGCAGGUCUUUCUGUGAGAGGGCCAAACGGGGCUGUGAGGGUUUGAUGACCAGCUUUGGUGUUUCCUGGCCAGAAGAGCUGCAGUGCAACUCAUUCCCAGAGGAAGCGUGUAUAUCAGAAGACAGCAGGCCUGAUAUGCUGACUGCUGAAGGUGUUCUUGCUAAGCUGAAUGCUGGUGGCUACUCUGUUCACGGCAAAACCUUAAGUCUGAAGACAGCCCACCUGCUGUUGACUCUCAUGGACGCAGAUAAGACUGGCGACCUGAAUGUGGUGGAGCUCUUCAAUCUGGAGCACUACGUUGCUGCUACCAGGAGGGAGUAUCUGGAGAGCUACGAGAAGCGGACCCCACCCUCCGUCACUCAAUACCAAAUGAAAAGGGCUCUGUCCGCCCGAGAGUUUGAGUUAGAAGAUGAAACCUUCAAUGUUCUGUGGCGCGAGCACCACUCCGAAGGUGGCAUCGACUACGAUGACUUUGUGGCCUUCCUGACAAAACUUCAGAUCCUCAGAGAUCGUUUCCAGGCUCAUAUGAUGCGUUUGCCGUGUGACUGCAUAGUGGCCAGUUUCUCUUUCAAGCAGUUCAUGAAAUCAGCCAUAAUGUGAGGAUCAAACAGGAGCUGAGCUGAAUGGACCACAGGAGAAAUGCUUGUAGCAUUGUAGCUGUGUAGAGCUGUAAGGACCAUAUGUGUGGUUAUGAAUCCUUUUAUCAUCUUCAUUAUCAAAUCUUCAUGCUUUAAGUAUAGAAACUUUAAAGGGACAUGUGUCUGAGUUAUUAGUAAUGUCUGAAGUUUGUAUUUCGUCAGUUUUUAUGUGUUUGUUUUCAGAUCAAAUGAAAUCUGCAAAAUUGUCACUUCUCACAUUAAAGAUACUCCGCUGAAAUAAUCA